AUGACUUUUAUAUCGAUGAUAAAAACGGUAAUGUCACCUGUAGCUGGUAUUAUCGUCGACACAUUCCGGGUGAAAAGAACGUCAAAUUUCACGAUGCCCUUAUUGCUGAUUGUGAUUUCAAUUGUCUUCAUGUUUGUACCAAAAGUGCCUUUGGAGACAGGUGUGGAAAUGAAAUGCGAAUCUGAAAUUAUUUUCAUUGUUCAUACCGAUACCGUUCAACAAAGUACACACAACACAUCGAUGUUUAAUGAUGAGAACAAUGAUGAAUUGAUCACAUGCAAGCUGACUUGUCAAAAUAAGAAGUCAUGUGACCAUACAAUAAAUAAAUCGAACAAUCAAUCAGAAUUCAGUGAUUAUUGGAUGAAAACCACCAAUAAUGAUAUCGAAAAUAUAAACGAUCGUAGUCGGAUUGAUGUUACAUUAAAAUUGAAAGAUAUGGAACAAACGGAAAGUUCGUAUGUUUUCCACUUGUUGUCCGUAAAAAUAAACGGUACAGACAUUCCUCUAACAUGCCAAUGCCGUUUGAAAACAUUUUGCCACAUCUCAUGUUCUAAUGAAGACAUCAUGCGUAUAGCUACUGUGCCGACAUACAGAGGAAACGUUCUUAAUUUGUAUCAAUUUUGGAUUUUUUUCAUAACGGUGACUGCGUUGUGGUCUUGCAUAGCUAUAACGAUGACCUUACAAGGCUCACUAUGUCUCGAUCUUUUAGAAGACAAAUCUGAGGAUAUUGGAAAACAAAUAUGUUGGGCAUCAUUUGGUUGGGGCAGUUUUUCCAUAUUCAUGGGAUGGCUUGUGGAUUGGUUCAGCAUUAAUAAAAAGGAAAAAGAAUAUUCACCAGUUUUUUACUCGUGUAUUUUAUUCUCAAUUUGUAAUUUAUUUGUCAUAAACAAACUUAAAGUAAUCGAAACGAAAAAAACCGAAGGAAAAUGGAAGAGUAUAUGUGGACUGUUUACUAAACAUUAUGUGGUUUUAUUUUAUAUAUGGGUAAUAUCAAUCACAUUUCUCCAUACAAUUAUUACACAUUUUCUAUUCUGGUGA
Messenger RNA from Macrosiphum euphorbiae (potato aphid), 1038 nucleotides. NCBI's taxonomy places the organism in Eukaryota, Metazoa, Arthropoda, Insecta, Hemiptera, Aphididae. The record is from the annotation of a GenBank genome assembly.